AUGACGGCCAACGUUCUCCCGCUGUUCUGGCACCUCGCCUCGUCGUCGCGUGACACGCGACUCGGUGCGACUGCCGACCUUGUUUCCGCCGUCGAGUCCUUCCAGCGGUCCUUUGUCGAGGCCAAGGCGGCCAACGGCGAUAUUGAAGAAGAUGAGGAUGAGGAUGAGGACGAGGAUGAGGAUGACGAGGAAGAGGAUGACGGAGACGAGUCCGGCAUGGAGGUCGACGGAAGCGACGAUGACGAGGAGGAGGACCGCGCAACCCGUGUCAAGGCACAGCGUCUUGACUCGUCGCUCGCACGCAACAACGCCCCCGAUGUUGUGUACACCAUCAAGCGUCUCGUGAGGGGUCUUGCAAGCUCAAGGGAAAGCAGUCGUUUGGGAUUCGCUGUGGCUUUGACUGAGCUCCUUUCGAGGACACCAUCUGUGACCGCUGAGCAGGUGCUCUCGGGCAUUACUCGUUCGUCGCAGUGGAGCAACGGUGGCAAGGGUGCCGAUGAGCGUGACAUGAUGUUUGCGCGGUUGUUUGCCAUUGUCGCCGUUGUCGACUCUGGUGUCGUGUUUGCCGAUUCGGGUCGUCUCGAGGACUUUGUGACCGUCCUCGACUCGCUCGCCGCCCUGUCGGAGACCAAGGUGUGGAUCGCCGAGGCCGCGGGCUGGGCAGUGCAGCGGACUGUUGAGCUUCUCCUUGCCUCGAACGUUAGCUGGAAGAAGGAGGCUAUCGCGCAGGUUGUGGAGAAGUUCUACUCGGACAAGAUCUGGACCCCGGAGAAGAUUGCCCUCACUCUUGCCAUCGCCGACGCACCUGGCAUCGACCUCAAGUCUCUCCUCGCCCCCACCUUCAAGCACACUCCACUCCUUGCCGCUGGUAACCUCGUGACUCUCGGCCGUGUCCUCAAGGAGGGCGGUGUCGACGAGGAGGACAGCGCCACCCGCACUGGCUCUUACAAGCCCCAACUCCACUACGUCUGGGACUCUAUCCUUGCCGCCUACUUCUUGGAAGAGGAGGCUGCCACUGGCAUUGCUCCCUUUGCCGAGUUCUUCCGCGUUGUUGUCGACGAGUCGCUGUUCGCCAACACUGCCUCGGCUGAGCGCAAGUACUGGGGUUUCCAGGUCUUUGAGCGUGCCCUCCCCAAGCUCCCCGCUUCGUCGAUGCCCCUCAUCUUCACCCCCAACUUCAUGCGUUCGUGGAUCAACAACUUGUCCAGCGCCGACCGCCACCUGCACAAGGCUGCUAUGAGCGCCGCUCGUGUCGUUCAGGAGCAGGUCAAGGCCAACCCCGCCGCUGGUAUCACCCUUCUCUCGCAGCUUGUCGGCAAGCACGGCCGCCCUGACUUUGACCGUGUCACCAAGACCAAGACUGUCGAGUCUAUCAUGGCCAACCUCACCCCAGAGGGCGCCAGCGAGUACGUCGCCUACCUCGAGCAGGUCGCCCUCGGCUCCGACACCGACAAGUCGGACGCUGCCGGUCUCGAAGAGCGCCGUGUGUGGGCACUGGACCAGCUGGUCGCCCUGUGCCGCAACCGUUCUGUCCCCAAGACUGACGACUGGGUCGCUCGUGUUCUCGACUUCCUCCUUGUUCACAGCUUCUUCAUUGUCCGCAAGGCCGACAAGAAGAGCUCGAACAAGGCUCUCCACUCUGUCCCCAAGCCUCCCUUCUCGGAGACCACCGCUGCCGCUGCUCGUUCCCGCUUCGCCUCCGCCAUCAUCGACGUCACAGCCGCCGCCCCCAAGGACGGCCGUGCUCAGGGCACCGACGCUGCCGGCAAGCUUUGGCUGACCCGCGCUCUCGAGACCAUUGCUACUCUUGAAAACGACAAGAAGCACGUCGAGGUCGUGAGCGAUGCCGACGAUGAGAUCAAGGCCAUCCGCACUGCUGCUCGCAAGGUGCUCUCGUCCAUUCCUGAGAAGAAUGACACUGGCCGUGGUGUUCAGAUUCUCCUCUCGUUCCUCCUCCUCCAGACUUACGACGAGGUUGAGGAUGCCCUCGACCUGCUCGAGGACGCCGUGGGCGCCGCUGAGGGUCUGUUCGGCAAGAAGAAGCAGGCGACCGACGCCGACGCUCCUGCCCCCAUUGACGCCCUUCUUGACGGUCUCGUUGCUCUUCUCGACAAGAGCUCGGCCGACCUCCGCGCUCUCGCCAACCUUGUCUUUGGCCUGGUCGCCCCUGCCCUCACUUCCAGCUCCAUCCAGCACCUCGUCGCUCAGCUUGAGCAGUCGGGUGCCGCCCAGGAGGCCGACGCCGAGGGAUCGGAGAACGAUGACGACGAGGAAGAGGAUGACGACGAAGAGGAUGAGGAUGAUGACGACGACGAGUCUGACGCUGCUUCAUCCAUCGCCGUCGAGUCGGACGAUGAGGAUGACGAGGUCGACCCCGAGUUCCGGAAACGCGUUGCCGAGGCCCUCAAGGUCUCUGGCAUGGCUACUGCCGAGGGCGAGGGUGAGGACGAGGACAGCGACGACGAGUCCGUUUGGGACGACGACCAGAUGAUGAAGAUCGACGACCAGCUCGCCGCCGUCUUUAAGGCGCAGGGCAACUCGAAGAAGCGUAGCGACCUCAAGCACGCCGCCAUCGAGUCGCUGCACUUCAAGAACCGUAUCCUCGACUUCUUUGACACCUUUGCUCGUCGCCAGUGCGCCUCGCCGCUUGCUCUCGACAUUCUCACCCCUCUCCUCCGCCUGACGCGCGCCGGUGGCGACCUCGCCAACAAGGCCGCCGGUAUCCUCCGCACCCGUAUCGCCAAGGCCGCCCACGCCCCUUCGCCCUCGGCCGUCGACGGCGCCCACGCCAAGGUGGUCAUUGACGAGAUCCACGCCCUGGCCCGCAAGGCCCCCACUGCCGAGUUUAGCACUCUUUGCUCGACCGCUGCCCUCUUUGCCGCCCGUGCCGCCCCCACUGUUGCUCUCGAGGCCUACAAGGCGACCCUCGCCGACUUUAUGACCCGCAAGCAGUCCGACGUCCAGGCCGCCUUUGUCGCCGAGUACGUCCGUCGUCACCCCGCCAAGGCAUGGGCUCUCGCCACCGACCUCAUUGGCUACGUCGCCCCCAGCGCCGAGGCCACUGUCAAGCCGUACCGCCAGGUCCAGGCGUACGCCAUGCUCUCGACUCUUGCCACCCAGCUCUCUGCCCUUGUCAAGGCUGGCGACGUCUCCGCCGCCGACGCCGAGAAGGUUAUCAAGGGCGCCAUGGCCGACGUCUACGCCUCGCUCGAGACCGCCGCCACCGACGGCGGUAAGGCCGACCGCCUCAAGGAGGUUGUCAAGUCUGCCCUCGUGUUCGCCCGUGCUGCCAAGGCCCUGGACGGCGCCCGGGCCGCCGAGCUCUGCGACGCUUCGCGCCUCGCCACCGUUGCCGAGCAGGUCAAGAACGGCAAGACCAAGGAGAUGAAGGGUGUCCACAGCCUGCUCAAGCAGCUGGGCUCGAUGCUCGGCCAGAAGCAGGAGAAGGAGGCCAAGAAGGCUUCCAAGAAGGAGGCCGCAACGGAGGAGGCUGAGGAGGAGACCGCCAAGCCCAAGAAGCGUAAGGCGGAGGACAAGACCACCGAAAAGGCUGAGAGCAAGAAGCUCAAGGCCAAGGCCAAGAAGGCCAAGGCAUAG
Molecule: messenger RNA, 3597 nt
Organism: Apiotrichum porosum
Lineage: Eukaryota; Fungi; Basidiomycota; Tremellomycetes; Trichosporonales; Trichosporonaceae
Gene: POL5
Product: DNA-directed DNA polymerase
Exons: 2
Coding region: 1-3597 (1198 amino acids)
Biological process (GO): regulation of DNA-templated transcription
Cellular component (GO): nucleolus
Molecular function (GO): transcription factor binding; rDNA binding
Source: RefSeq, a predicted model, not a curated record